AUGCUAGGCGGGAAUACAUUACCAUACCUUGUUUUGCACAGUGGUGGAAGUCGCCGGAAAUUGCUCUGCCUUCGCACCCACUCGCUAGAAAUCGCCUACACCGCCACAAUGCACUCGCCGAAAAUCGCCUCUCACAAGCUCCGUUUGCUCUCAAAAAACCUCAAGUACCUCCUCUUACCGCCUCUUCCUUCAAUUUAUAGGACGAGCCUAGCCUCGGAAACCGAAACGUCACAAGUCUUCGCAGCCUUGCUGACACGUGGCACCCAUGCACAAGGGAGCCCAACCGCCCUCACCUCCCCACUUGCGCCUACACUUCGAACGUUUCACCUUCUCCCUUUCUUCCCCUUUUUGAGGCAAAGCCCAACUUUCACAGCAUACGGCAGGCACGCACGGGUCGAGUUUUCGCUCACCUCUCGUGCCGAACGGCAGGCACGCACUGGUCGAGUUUUUCACUCACCUCUCGUGCCGAACGGCAGGCACGCACUGGUCGAGUUUUCACUCACCUCUCGUGCCGAACGGCAGGCACGCACGAGUCGAUGCCAAACGGCAGGCACGCACUGGUCGAGUUUUCACUCACCUCUCUUGCCAAACGGUAGGCACGCACGGGUCAAGUUUUCACUCACCUCUCGUGCCGAACGGCUGCCACGCACGGGUCAGGUUUUUACUCACCUCUUGUGCAGAACGGCAGGCGUGCGUGGUCGAGUUUUUCACUCACCUCUUCCUACCGAUUCCCUUCCAUUCUUCAUCCCAACCUCUCGGCUUGGGGACUUGGGGGACUACAUGAUCAUCAUCGGCUUACAAACGACAGACGCUCAUUCCCGGGUCAGAGUGCUGGAGCUCAGGGACAAGCAAGUCCCCAACCAGGAAGUCCCUCCUCGAUCGAAAACUUGGGGGACUACUGCCAUACCGAAUGUUCAUUCGGUAUGCUCUAUCGAUUCAUGGGGUCGGUUAUGCACCAUCGGUCCCUUCGCUAACCUUCAGCAUGGUAUGCCGAGCAACCAACCAUCACGUCAAUCAAUUUCUGUCAGAUUACCUCAGAAUUUCUGCUGGAACCUGUCAGAGCAUGUGUCGAUCUCCGGAGACACUCCCCCGAGUCCCACAUCGAAACUAAGUGCUAAGAGCAUCACAAAUGCUCUCUAUAAAUAG
Messenger RNA from Prunus armeniaca (apricot), 1146 nucleotides. The record is from the annotation of a GenBank genome assembly. NCBI's taxonomy places the organism in Eukaryota, Viridiplantae, Streptophyta, Magnoliopsida, Rosales, Rosaceae.